Molecule: messenger RNA, 2040 nt
Organism: Debaryomyces tyrocola
Lineage: Eukaryota; Fungi; Ascomycota; Pichiomycetes; Serinales; Debaryomycetaceae
Source: the annotation of a GenBank genome assembly
AUGUCUGAAGGUUCUUUAGAUAAGAACCAAUUAGCAAGACAGCGGAAAAAGAUUGAAAAAGAUAGAAGAAGGAAACAAUAUGAUGAUUUGCAGGUUCAAGGAACAAAUAAUUCAUCUAUUGUGUCGAAAAGAUCAGUUGAGAUGAUUUAUACGUCAAAAUUGAACCCAGAAAUGGGAGAGUGGUUCAAGUAUUUUGUCAAAAAGCCAAAAAGAAGAUCUCCUGCUAUUAAUAGAGGUUACUGGAUAAGAAUGGAAUCAAUUAAACAAAUGAUUUUGAGAAUAAUUGCGUCUAGAGAAGAUCCUAAUCAAGAAGUUACUAUUAUAAAUUUAGGGUGUGGUUUUGAUCCGCUACCAUUCCAGUUAUUAUCCCAGUUUGCAAAGACUGAUAGUAAUUUGAAAUUGCGUUUUCUCGAUGUCGAUUAUCCCGAGUUAAUUGCAAAUAAAUUAGAAAUGAUUAAAAGUUCGCCAGAAAUUUUAUCCAUAUUGGGGGAAGAAAUUAAUGAUUCCUCGAUCGAGAAGUCAGUUGUGCCUUUUCUGAGUGAAAAUUAUAAAUUAGUUGGAUGUGAUUUAAAAGACGGUAAUUUAUAUGAUCAACAAUUGAAUCGUUUGCUUGGAAAUUCUUCAUGCGUUAAGAUAUUUAUCGCCGAAGUUUCUCUAGCUUACAUGAAGCCAGAGUAUGCCAAUCCUAUUAUUGAGCAUUCAGCCAAAUUGGAUAAUUCACAUUUCUUAAUAUUGGAACAAAUUUUACCGGCUGGUGAAUUUCAUGCAUUCGCUCAAAAGAUGUUAUAUCAUUUCAACCAUUUAAGGAGUCCGUUACAAUGUGUACAGACAUAUCCAUUGAAGACAGAUCAGGUGAAUCGUUUCAAAAAGUACUAUCCAAAUGUUGAAAUCAAGGAUUUAUACGAGAAUUGGAAAUUCCUUAUCGACGAUGAAAUGAAACGUAAGAUUAGAGACAUUGAAGCAUUUGAUGAAUGGGAAGAAUUCAUAAUGUUUUGCCAGCAUUACGUUAUUGUACAUGCUACCAACAGUUCAGUUUUUAUUUACGACGAUAAACCAAUAUCACAAAAAGAACUUGACGAACCAUCUACUUCAGUUAAAGUUUCUUAUCAGGAAUCGAAUAAUUCAGAAUUAUUGCAAUUGAAAUUUCCAGCUGUUUGCGCAAUAGAUAAUGAAGUCUUGAUAAAUGGAGGCUUGUUCCAGAGUCGUACGGGAAAAACAUUAUCAUUGAAGAAAAAUAGUCUUGAAGUAAAGAACGCCGACGGAGACGAGCCAGGUCCAAGGAUGUGUCAUACGUUGACUGCGCUCAAUGAUAAUGAGUCAAUAUUAAUUGGAGGAAGGUCUAGACCCGAAGAGUAUUUUCUGGAUGUCUAUAAAUUGGAUAGAGACCGGUGGACUAAAUUAGAAAAGUUACCAAACAAGAGGUCUAGACAUUCAGCCGUGAAGUUAUCGGACCAAGAUAUAUUGAUAUUUGGAGGUUUACAGGAAGAGAAUAAAGAUAGUAACAAACUAUUCAUAUUGUACAAUUGUGAAAGCCAACAAUACAAAGAAUUGAAAAUUGAAGGUUGUCUUCCCAACCUAUCCAGCUGUUCUAUGGCCUAUAAUGACCAAUUGAAGUUCGGACUUAUCCUAGGUGGUAUGAUAGAUACAACCGUUCCGACAGUUAACGACUGCUUGUACAAAUUUGUCAUUAAAGAUGAUACUUUGGUAGUAGACGUCAUUUACCAACACUCGCACCUACUGAGAGUAUCAUGCCAAAUCAGACUCUUAUCUAAUAAUAAAUUGCUUAUUAUAGGUGGAAUAUCGCCAUUGGAGAUAUUUAACCAGCAGAACACUAUUCUUCUUUUUGAUAUAAUUACUUCCAAAUUGCAUCCAAUUGAAAUUGACCGUGAUAUUUGGGUGAACCAUCCACCAAUUUUUAUCGGGUUUGGAAAAGCCGAACUCGAAAAUUCUGUUAUAUGUAUCGGCGGAGGUGCAGUGUGCUAUUCAUUUGGUAGUUGCUAUAACGGUAUCUAUAAACUUGAUUAUGAUCUCAAUAACUAA